AUGGACUCAAUGUACAGUAGCCCAAGCCAAAAAGCCGAUCAAUUAGUCACACAAAGACUUCGAUAUUUCCGUGGUUAUGCAAAGAUUGAACUUCAACACCUGAUAUUUGAGGAUAUGGACGUGAUAGGUUCCUGUGAGGUGGAUAGAAAGAAUGUCGAGCGACUUGUUGAAAUUUUCAAAAUCGAAGGCUGUGGUCAUCUUGAACCGGAGCAUAGGGUGGCAGCUAUCAUCGACGCACAGAUCCUAGAGGAAGCUGCAGCAUCUUCGAUGGUCACUAAUGAAAUGCUCCUCAAGGAAGUUGAUCCCCCAAGUCUGAGAUUCAGGCAGGACAUUCAAUUGUUAUGUCCGUAUGGAAAUCAUCGCCUCCUAGCUGCCAAGGUUUACGGGGAGAAGUGGUGGCUAGUUGAACUAUACCUUAAAGGAAUACCAGCGGAAGUACUGACACAGAUGCGCGAGGAGUCAACCAAUUCAAGAAGCUUCAAGGAUGGUGAUAUAUACAGAAUCUUGCGACAGUAUCAGCUCAUGGACAACCAAUCUCAAGCACGAAAAUGGUGGGCAAGAUUCGGCUCCAACGGGCGCCGCAAGGAUAUCAAUCGAUUGCUUAAAAAUCGUGCUGUAUGUGCUGGAUUUGAUUUACUGCUUCCUUUUAUCGGGCUUUGGGAUCCUUUCAAGACUUCUCAGCUUGAAAGAAUAUUAGGUCUUCGAUACCCUGAGGCAAUCUGUUGUUACCUGUCUCAAGUUCACAGUAUAUGGUCAAGCCUUUUCACCAACGACACAGCGUCUCGUGUUGACGGGCGAUCUGUGCACCAGAUCGAAGGCCUCAUGCCAACUAUAUCCCUUGGAGACCGAGCUACCAUCACGAAAACCAUCACAUCCGGUGAAUUGUUUCCACUGAUCACUGACCGAGAGGAAAGAAGGAUUCUUUGCAACCGCUUGCUUAGGGUUCCGGGGAGGAUACUUUCACUACAAACUCUUGUGGAUGAUACAUGUUACUUAGACUACCCUGCAAAGAUCCUCCGCACGCUGCUGCCUACUGGCUUCAAAGGGAGCAUUGAGACAGCGUUUUCGUCGUGUCACAGUCUGCCAACGCCGAACAGAAUGGAAAUUCAAACUUCGGAAUAUAAGUUCAAAUUAGUGGAUGCUACCCGACAUGCAGCAGCUGUUGGGCUGAUACAGCUCUGGCUAUUUGCGUUGCGGCAUUUUGUCCAUCCCGCCACUGACUCGAACUUUGGCUGGUCAGGUCCUCAGCAUAUCAUUGAGGUCCGCAGCAAAACUCGGAUGGCCUUGUUAGCAUCAAGGCUCGGAUUUACUACAGAUCAAAUUGAGGAGCUGGCAAGUAAAGACACUGAUUCUGCCACGUCCACCCAUAUACUGGAGACCAUCUGUCGGGAGGAGUUUUAUAUGCCUAAUAACAAAGAAAUACAGACAAUGACGCACCUGAUCAAGAACCUGCUCAGAAGUCUUGGGAAACAAACAAUACAGUCCCAUAAGACGCCUACCAUUGCAACCAAUGAUCCUGAUGAAUCAGGGAGGCGGAGACAGAAUCGACCAUUAGCUGGAGAGCACUACAAGGACCGGCAUUGGCUCUUUUUUGAGUAUAUAUUUGGUGGUCUGCAGCAAUCCACUGCCCAGUACCCGACAUCUUUUGCAGUUACCCGGGAUAUAAUUUUUUGUUUCUUCAGGAGGGAUGUGUUCUUGAAUCUGAUAGGUGGACAAAAUGCAAGUACAACUGAGACAGGUCAGACACUAUCUUCCUCAUCUAAUACCGAAACUCUGAGCGAUUUCAACUCUUCCCCUGUUGAGCUCCUCCCGCAUCCAUCAGGUACCCCAGAUCGUGAUCACAUGUCGGGAGCUGAACCAACCGCUCCUCUUGCUGCAGGCUUUGAGAUCGAACCAGCCCCAUUAGGAAGGCUAAAUCAUAUUACUCUGCACCGGGACGUCCGAGCCAUUCUGCACCAGUGGUACCGUUCAGCCAAUACACGUCUAAUCAUCCUUUUCCUCUUCGAGUCACGCGCGUAUUACAAGUUCCGUACUUCAGACAAUUAUGCUCUCCGUGGAACAUUGUUGGAUCUUUCCAGAGAGCACUAUUUCCUUGUUGUGGGACAUAACGGUGAAAUGCAGAGCCCAGCAAAUAUUUACGAAGAGACCUUGAAAGCACGGCUUGUUUUUGUUGGAAAGAAGGAUCACCCCACGAAUGAAGAACACGGUGCAACUAAUUCUCGAAUCACAGUUGAUAGUCUUCGAAGAUAUGCAUCUAAUUAUGAUGUCAGGACGGGAAAGAGAAAACGCCAGCAACAGGAGAGUAUAGAGGAAGUAGAGUCUGAAUAG
Molecule: messenger RNA, 2328 nt
Organism: Aspergillus welwitschiae
Lineage: Eukaryota; Fungi; Ascomycota; Eurotiomycetes; Eurotiales; Aspergillaceae
Exons: 4
Coding region: 1-2328 (775 amino acids)
Source: RefSeq, a predicted model, not a curated record